AUGCUGGAAGGUGAAAGGCAUCUGUUGAAAUUGGUGAAGACUCGUCUCCAGACGCUAUCACAUCUGAAAGGUGAGACACAAUUUACGGGUAUUGCAGACUGCUUCUAUCGGACCUUUCAACGAGAGGGAUUGCGAGCCCUCUUCAAGGGUGCUGGAUGCCGUGUCAUGGUGAUGGCACCGCUCUUCGGCAUCGCACAAACCGUCUAUUACCUUGGAGUGGCAGAAUUCCUUCUAGGUUUGUGCAAACCAAUGCACCUCUAG
This is a messenger RNA of Hydatigera taeniaeformis, 261 nucleotides long. NCBI's taxonomy places the organism in Eukaryota, Metazoa, Platyhelminthes, Cestoda, Cyclophyllidea, Taeniidae. The record is from the annotation of a GenBank genome assembly.